Messenger RNA from Leptopilina boulardi, 2857 nucleotides. RefSeq lists its product as uncharacterized. The transcript has 6 exons. NCBI's taxonomy places the organism in Eukaryota, Metazoa, Arthropoda, Insecta, Hymenoptera, Figitidae. The coding region runs from base 372 to 2534 and encodes 720 amino acids. The record is from RefSeq and is a predicted model, not a curated record.
UCUGUGACUGAAAAAAAAAUUUUAAAUGUUUAUAAUUAAAGUGAGUGGAAAUGUAAUAAAUAUAUAAAGACAUUGAGACUAUUGUAAGUGAAGGAAAAGUGUCAUUAUAUAUAUAUAUAUAUAUAUAGAAGUGGAUUUUGUUGCGGACAAGGUUUACAACACGUACGUCAGCAAUUUUUAUUCUCUGUCGCGGAAACGUAAAUUGUAAUGGAGAAAUUAAAAAAAAUUGAUAGACAAAAAAUAAUGACUAUAAACCAUCAUUGUUUUAAUAGGACAACUCAACCGAGAUUUUGAUAUUUAAUCAAAUAACAAUAAAGAUUUUCAAUAUACCUUUAUCUAUUUGAUAAGAAAAAAAAGAAAAUUUUAUAACAAUGGGACUGGAAGCAGACUUCACUUGCAUUUUGCGCGAUUUCGUGCAAUUUCUUGAUGCACUAAAUGAAGUGAAAUUAUCCUCAAGUUUGGAAAAUAUUCGUGAAAAUCUUUUACGACGAUCAAAGGCAACACUUCUCAAUUUAGCAAUUGGUCCACCAUCAUCGCCGGAACCUUAUUUAGAUAUGAAUGCCGGCAAGGGUCUCUUAUUAGUGACAAAACAAGAGAUUGAACUUCAAGAAUACAUCAAUACCGAUCAUGAUUCAGAGCCAAAAAUUAAUCAGGAUUAUUAUGAAACUUUCCAGGAAAUUAAUAAUCCAAAAUCCGAGCAUUUCCAAUCGAUUGAAGACGAUGCGGGCGAUUCAUUGGAGAAUACUUUAACGAUAAUUUACUCCAGUUUCUCAGCCAUUCAAACGAGAAUAAAUUGUAAUAAAUGGGGACAACUUUUUAGAAAAAGUGAAAAGAAAAUACCAUUUAUUGAUCCUUUACGACCUUGUUGGAUUGGUUUAUUGGGUUCUUAUCUUUUGAUUUACGGAAAUGAAAAAGACAAUCGACCUAAUGCAGUCGUUCCUAUUCGAGGAUACAGAGGACGUCCAGCUCCAAGUGUCGAUACUAAACGAAGUGAUUCUGCUUUUGAGAUUUUUUGUCCUGGCCAUAAAACCCUACAGUUUGUGGCAAAAUCACCGGAAGAAAUGGAAGAGUGGGUGUCAAUCAUCUGUGAAACGAGUAGCAGAGAAAAUGAUAAUAAAACACGCCUUCGUGAAUCUUCUUUCACUGACAUUGCACAAAUGGAGCAAAAAGAUAGAAAAAAUUCAGAAUCGUCGAUAAAAGAUGAAAAAUAUCAAGACGCAGAUUUUAGACCUACGAGAAGUAGAGAAAAUUUACUUCGAGUUGAUAAAGAUACGAAUAGUGAAAUUCUUUUACGUGAAAAAAUAACAAAAUUAGCAACUAAUGAAGAAGAAGAUGAUGAUGAUAAUAAAACACCUCCAUUACCAGCUAGAAUCCCUCGAAGACUUCCUUCGCUUCCUCAUGAGGAAGUUAUUCCCUCUUUUCAACCUGUUGACGAACCCUACGAUGAAGAUGAUAUUUAUCAUAAAAUUGAAGAUUUCCGCGAUGGUACUGGUUAUCAGAAUUGUAUGGUCGCCAAAAAAGAAGAAGAGAAGAAACAAGAAGAGUUGAAAAAAAAUUAUCUCGACACUUACGAUGAUGUUACAAGUGAAAUCCAAAUUGAAGACGAUAAAAAGAGAGAAGAAAUCCAGGAAGCCUACGAUGAUGUCCAAUCAGUACCUCAGAAAACAUCUUUAGAAAACGAAACUGUCGUCGACUCUCCCGAAUCCUAUGACGAUGUAAAGACAAUUGAUCCAACACUAAAAUCAGAGCCAAAAGAAAAAAAAUUAUUGGGUACAGCACAAAUAAAAGCCUCGAGAAAGUCUUUUCUCGAUCGAAUGCGUAAUCGUAGUUACAUUGUAAAGAAGGAAAAAAAUAAAAAACGAACCUCAUCACCAUCAUCAUCAAUUUCAUCCGAAGCAUUGCCAACCUAUGACGAUAUUGCCGGCAUGAAUAAUCAAUCUGAAACAAAAUAUCCCGAUAUCACAAAUAUCGAACAAUGUGAAUAUCUCUCACCACCAAUUCCCCGACCAAUUUAUUCAAUUCCACCCUCUUCAGUGACACCCUGUUCUCUCGAACAAUUAUACGACGAUAUUGCCGUAUGUCAAGAUAAAUUAACCGAAUGUACAAAAACUAAUUCAAUUGAUAUGGAUAUUUCGAAAAUAAAUUUAGAUUUUCGAAAAAAAUCAUCACCAACGAACGAUAAUGAACAAACAGAAAUGGAAUUUGAAUAUUAUCAAUCGCCAAAAAGUAAUCGUGCUUUACAAGUUGACGAUACACUUUAUGAUGAUGUUGCUCUAUUAAUGAAAUUUCGUUCUAAACCACGUGAAUCGACUGUUUCGAAUUUUGAAAAAGUUUGGAGUCGUUUUAGCAGUGGAAGAAGUAAAAAUUCAGUGAAUGAACCCGAGGACAGUGGUAAUUUAUCGCCCAAUGGUGAAACAAAAGUAAAUAGACUUCAAAAACUCGUUAACAAAAUUGAAAAUACACUCAGCAAAACAUCUAUGAAACCAUUGCCUUUAUCGAAUUCCAAAUCACAAUCUUCGAGUAGUGUAACUUAAAAAAAAAUUUCACAUUUAAAAAAAUUCAUCUUAAAUAUAUAGAGCGUUAUUUUUCAUGAAUAAGUAAAAAAUGAGCGAUAAUUUUUGUUAGCGAAUAAACAAAAAUUUAAACGCUACUUUUUUUUACGUGCCAAAAAAAAGAAUGGAGUCAACAAUUAGUUGAUUGAUAGACUGAUUACUGCCAUUGUUAAAAAUAGAUGUUUAUUAUAGUAUUCCCUUUUGUAAAUUGCAAUUAAAAAAUUAUUAUUGAUGUUACAUAUUAUCGACGAAUUGGAAUUUUUGAAAGAGAAGCUAAAACUUUCAAAUACAUUAAAAAUACAAUA